Molecule: messenger RNA, 2505 nt
Organism: Neltuma alba
Lineage: Eukaryota; Viridiplantae; Streptophyta; Magnoliopsida; Fabales; Fabaceae
Product: UPF0261 protein mll9388
Exons: 9
Coding region: 51-2303 (750 amino acids)
Molecular function (GO): catalytic activity
Source: RefSeq, a predicted model, not a curated record
CCACUUCGUUUUUCUCCCACCUCCACCCGCCCCCCUUCCCGAUCUCUAAAAUGGCGGACCCCAAAUACAUUUUUGCAGUAUUAUGCAUUGGGACUCUCGACACCAAACUCCAGGAGCUCCGUUUCCUCUCUCAUUCAGUUCGCUCCAAUCUCAAUCACUUCUCCAACCAUUCUUCUGUCAAGGUAGACGUGGUGGUGGUUGAUGUGUCUGCUGGUCCAAACGAGGCAGACAGUUUAGAUGAUUUUUCUUUUGUUUGCAGAAAAGAUGUUCUCUCUUGCUAUGGGGGAUCAAAUGGGCAGGCUCCAACAUUGCUUCCGGAUGACAGAGGCAGAGCUGUUGCAAUAAUGAGUCAAGCGCUUCAACAGUUCUUAAAGAAAUGGCAUCCAUAUCUUGCUGGAGUUAUUGGUAUAGGGGGCAGUGGGGGGACUUCUCUAAUGUCGUCCCCCUUCAGAUCCCUUCCACUUGGUAUACCUAAGAUUCUUGUAUCGACGGUAGCAAGUGGUCAAACUGAACCUUACAUUGGAACAUCAGACUUAGUGUUGUUCCCAUCAAUUGUGGACAUUGCCGGUAUUAACAGCGUCGGUAGGGUCAUCUUAUCUAAUGCAGCUGCUGCUUUUGCCGGCAUGGUUAGAGGAAGGAUUCAGAGCCUCAAAGAUUCUCGUGUCCAAGAUAAACCUACAGUUGGUAUAACUAUGUUUGGAGUUACCACUUCUUGUGUCAAUGCUGUCAAAGAUAGAUUGCGCAAUGAAGGCUAUGAGACAUUGAUCUUCCAUGCAACCGGAGUUGGCGGCAGGGCCAUGGAGAACUUAGUUAGAGAAGGAUUUAUACAGGGUGUUCUGGAUGUCACUACAACAGAGGUAGCGGACUAUAUAGUUGGAGGUGUCAUGGCUUGUGAUAAUUCACGCUUCAAUGCUAUCAUAGAGAAGAAAGUCCCUUUAGUCCUUAGCGUGGGAGCAUUAGACAUGGUGAACUUUGGAGCCAAAGAUACCAUACCUCACCAAUUUCAGCAGAGAAAUACUUACGAACAUAAUAACCAGGUUUCGCUCAUGCGAACAACAGUAGAGGAGAACAAAAAAUUUGCUGAUUUCAUAGCAAAUAAACUGAACAAAUCAUCAUCUAAGAUAUGUGUUUGUCUUCCAGAAAAGGGUGUAUCUGCUUUAGAUGCACCAGGAAAGCCUUUUUAUGAUCCAGAAGCAACAAGUGCUCUUAUUCAUGAAUUAAAAAGUCUAAUUCAGACAAAUGAUGAUAGACAGGUGAAAGUAUAUCCAUACCAUAUCAAUGAUCCUGAAUUUGCAAAUGCAUUGGUUGAUUCAUUCCUAGAGAUCAAUGGUAAAAAUACUAACAAUUCUAGUCAUCCACAAGUUGCCAUUUCUGGAUCCGUUGAAACCUCUCAUGGGGAUCAUGUUUCAACUGCAUCAAGCAUCGGAACCUUUCUCUACACACCAAGUGACUUCCCAGAUGCAAGACCAGAAACUGUGGAUAAAACACAGCAGAUCUUACAGCAAUUGAGGCAUCAAAUAGAUAAAGGAAUUCCUAUAAUAGGAGCUGGUGCUGGAACAGGAAUAUCUGCCAAGUUUGAAGAAGUUGGAGGGGUUGAUCUGAUUGUGGUGUACAAUUCAGGGCGUUUCCGCAUGGCCGGCAGAGGAUCUUUGGCAGGAUUGUUACCUUUUGCUGAUGCCAAUGCUGUAGUGCUUGACAUGGCCAAUGAAGUUUUGCCAGUGGUGAAGAAGGUUCCCGUUCUUGCUGGUGUAUGUGGAACUGAUCCCUUCCGACGAAUGGAUUACUUCCUCAAGCAGGUGGAAUCAACGGGAUUCUGUGGGGUGCAGAAUUUUCCUACUGUUGGGCUAUUUGAUGGUAAUUUUAGACAAAAUCUUGAAGAAACAGGAAUGGGUUACAGCUUGGAAGUUGAAAUGAUCCAUAAAGCCCAUAAGUUGGGUCUUUUGACAACCCCGUAUGCAUUCAACCAAGAUGAAGCAAUCGCAAUGGCUAAAGUGGGUGCUGAUAUUAUAGUGGCCCAUAUGGGUCUCACUACAGCAGGCUCCAUAGGAGCAAAAACAGCUGUUUCCCUUGAGGAAAGCGUAGUUCGUGUACAAGCUAUUGCGGAUGCGGCACAUAGGAUCAAUCCGGGGGUCAUUGUGCUCUGCCAUGGAGGUCCUAUAUCUGGUCCGAAAGAGGCAGAAUCCAUAUUAAAGAGAACCAAGGGGGUCCAUGGCUUUUAUGGAGCUUCAAGCAUGGAAAGGCUGCCAGUGGAACAGGCAAUAACAAGCACAAUUAAACAGUACAAGUCAAUGGCUAUUAAUUGAGGCGCAACUUGUUUGUGAUCUAUAAAUGCUAAUGUUAUGUAACAUAAUCAUUGUCAUGUUUUGUGAAUGCUUAAUACAUAAUAAAAUUUUGAGGAACUGAGGAUGUGAAGAUUCGGAAAUAAUUAGGCAAAAGCAAUGUAUAAUUUCACUUACACAAGAAACCAAUGUGGGUUUGAAAAUGUAUUCGUCAUUCGAUUGGCUA